AUGUCACAUUCGCGCUGGAUAACAACUGCUAACCGUAUUCUUAGAUUAUAUGUUGCUGUUCAAAAUCCGUCAACGGCAUUAAAAGUGUUAGCUCAGUAUGUGAUGAAGGUAUAUGCUCCUAGUUGGUUUGAAAUAAAGCUGAAACCUACCAAUAAAACAGGAUCAAAUCAUUUUUUUGGAAUUAUUAAAAAGUGUCGUUAUUUACCUGAAGAGUUAAAAAAUUUAUUAAAUCCGGUUUUACAAAGAAAUGCUUAUUUUGCUCAUCCGGAAAAUAUUCUGUUAUCGAUGUUGGCUGAUGAACAAAAGCACAUAAGGGAAUUAGCUUUAAGGCGGAUAUUAAAAUGCAGAGCUAAUGAUGCCACUCUAAAUACUGUUCGAGUCUUCAAAGUUCCAAAGCUAAACUUUGAUGCGAUCAACUAUUACGACAUGAUCGAUUGGCAUGCAACCGAGAUCACAGAGCCACCCUUUACAAAAGAUAUCACAACUGAAGCUUUAGAACAGAUGAUAAUGGAUAUUCCUAAUAACAUUGAAUUUUUGAAGUUGCCUUGCCAUACUCAGGCAGUAGAAAGAAUGAUAAAAUUAGUUACAGAAGCGUCACUUUCAGUUUGUGGAGAAAAAGCAAGAGAUGGCUUUAUUCGUACUAAACUUGCAUCUCAAAAUGAUAUACCAAAAUUUGAAACUAAAAAACACUUCAUUAUUUAA
Messenger RNA from Helobdella robusta, 702 nucleotides. RefSeq lists its product as hypothetical. Bases 1 to 702 code for a protein of 233 amino acids. Lineage: Eukaryota; Metazoa; Annelida; Clitellata; Rhynchobdellida; Glossiphoniidae. The record is from RefSeq and is a predicted model, not a curated record. The transcript has a single exon.